This is a messenger RNA of Diaporthe citri, 1914 nucleotides long. RefSeq lists its product as uncharacterized. Lineage: Eukaryota; Fungi; Ascomycota; Sordariomycetes; Diaporthales; Diaporthaceae. Bases 1 to 1914 code for a protein of 637 amino acids. The record is from RefSeq and is a predicted model, not a curated record. The transcript has a single exon.
AUGGACCCAACCGCCAUUUUGAGGCACGACACGGUACGACCAGCCAUGCCGAGCGUCCUACUCGCGCUGGAGCACGCCGACUCGGACGACUACUUCCAGCAGCUGCUCAGCAUUGAUUCCGCGCUGCAGGCCUUGGACACGCCCAGGGACACCUUGACGCUCGAGCUCCAGGCCGUGCAUAAACGACGCGGACGCUUCGCUACCGAGUAUAUGGUUGCCGAACGGCCCCUCGUUGAGCUGAAGGGGCUGAUCCAGAUGCUCGAAACGCUCCAGACGGCAGCACGGAAGGGGUUCAACUCGCGCGCCCGGUCGCUGCGCAAGGUCAAAGUAGGCAUCAUGGAUCUCCCGAACGAGCUGCUGCACAUCAUCUUCGGCCACUUGAAACGCCGUUUAGACGACCCCAACUUCUCCUUCGACUUGGUGGAUGUGGACCCGGACGCCGACGCGAUGGCCAUCCAGAAUGUCAGGCUCACCUGCCGCCGGUUCCGCGACAACAGCUCCCACCUGCUGGUCCGGCAGUUCGACAUUUCCCCCACCCAGUCGUCUCUUGAGCACCUGGAAGAAGUAGCGCGCCACCCGGAGAUCUGGCGGGGCGAGCGGGUCUUGAAGAUAGACCUCAGGUACUACAGCGCCGCCAUGGCCGGAGACCUCCAGGCCUUCUCGGCCAUGUGCUAUGAAAAGUUGCGAAACAAGAUCGACUCCUACGAGGCAAAGAUCAAGUACUCGGACGACGAGAGCUCUGACAAGGAUAAGCCGCCACGCGAGGUGGAAGAGGCCGUCGCGCAGCUUCGGCGCAUCUUGCUCUCCUGGGAGCCAUUCGCGGACGGGAACCCCACCAGGAAACGCACCCGCCGCCACGGGGCGGCGGCGCUCGCCCUUCGCAGGGGCCAUGAGCGCUAUCGCGAGCUGUUCCAGCAGCAACAAGAGAUCCUACGGGGCGGCCACUUCGCGCGGGUCGUUGCCGAGGCCGCGGCGAGCAGCCGCUCAGAGGUCUGGCUCUCCAUGACGGACACUGGGAGGCACCCCGACGACGACGGCCCCCACAUGCAGCAUGUUGGAUACUCGGACCUGGAGGAACUUGCGGACCCCGACUUCCUGGUCCAGUCGUGUCUGAUCCAGCCUCAUGCCUGGUGGCACGCGAAGGGCAGAGACGCGGGGGAGGUUCCACAGUCACUUCUCCAUGAACUGCCCUUGGCGAUGAGUGCAGCGAAAGCCUGCCUGGCUGGAGUCGCAGCCAACAUAACCCGCCCUUUCAGGCUGGGCCUGAACAUGUCGCAGGAUCAGCUCUCUGGCCUCAGUGAGGUUGCCGAGGGCCUCGAGGCCUUCACAUUCCGCAUGUUCGAGGGUAUUCAUCCCGCUCAUGGACCUCGGCCCAGCCCGGAGGAAAUGAGUGCCCUGUAUGCUUACAUCCGUGCAUCUAUUGGCCCUCAAUGCGUUCCGAAUCUGUGGUUAGACCUUUCUACCAUGGAGUUCAUUGUCGAUGAGCUGGGAGUGGCUUACGUGGCGACGGGGCGACUCUCCAUCGAGCCUCUGCUGUGCUCUCCUAGCUGGCACAGGCUCAGGUAUGCCAGACUCGAGGAUUUGGAGAUGGAUUUGCAAGAUCUGACGAGGUUCAUGGGCAUGCUUGAGUCGAAGGUACGCUUCGAUUUGAGGGAAAUUUACCUGAGUAGCGGAACUUGGGCUGCAGCACUAGACUAUCUCCGUUCCAAGGCCGCCUCUGGCUCUCAAUUGCUGCCCCCUGAAGGACCAGACUGCAGAAUUAGGUUGACGGACGCUGAGUACUUUGAUAUCUUCGUGAAGCAGGAUCCGAUCGAAGGGGUUACCAAGGCGACACAGUAUAUUACAUCUGUUGAGGGCGUCGAGAAUCCGUGUCCCAGGAUAGAUGAAGCAAUCGAGUCAAGUCCAGAGCCUUGA